GCUUCGACGAACAGUUAAUUUUAAAUUUAUUUAAAAAAAAAUAUUUUUUCCCAUUCAGAAGUCUGAGUGGUCAUUUUGCGCGGGAGGUGAAAGGUGAAGCAAACAUGGCGGAAGCGUCUGGAGCGAUGGUCUGCAUAUUGUGACGACUUUUCAUCAACAACCGAUUAAAUGUCUGCUUAUUACAGCGAGGACUGAUGAUCGGUUACACGAAGACGCUACCAUGAAUCGGAAAAGAGACAAAGGAUUUGAGAGUCCACGGCCAUUUAAAUUGACCCACCAGGUUGUGUGCAUCAACAACAUCAACUUCCAGAGGAAAUCUGUCAUUGGUUAUGUUGAGCUGACCAUCGUCCCGACCGUAGCCAACCUGAACAGGAUUAAGUUGAACAGUAAGCAGUGUCGCAUCUAUAGGGUGCGAAUCAAUGACCUUGAAGCCUCCUUCAUUUAUAAUGACCCCACCCUGGAAGUGUGCCACAGUGAGUCCAAGCAAAGGAACCUGAAUUACUUCUCCAGUGCUUACACGGCAGCAGUGAGUGCUGUGGACCCUGAUGGAGGACACGGGGAGUUGGUCAUCAAGGUUCCUUCCGAGCUCUGGAAGCAAGGAGAUGAGUCCCAUCUUUUAAAGGUGUACAUUGAAUACUCUCUGGACCAGCCCAAAGGGGGUCUCCACUUCGUCGUCCCUGAUGUGGAAGGCAGCAUGGCGGAGAGAGGAGCUCACGUCUUCUCCUUUGGACAUCACAACUCCACCAGGUUCUGGUUCCCCUGUGUGGACUCUUACUCAGAGUUAUGCACAUGGAAGCUAGAGUUCACCAUAGAUGCUUCCAUGGUAGCGGUGUCGUGCGGCGAUCUGGUGGAGACCAUCUACACGCACGACAUGAGGAAGAAAACCUUCCAUUACGUCCUGUCCAUCCCCACUGCGGCUCCCAACAUCUCCCUGGCAGUCGGGCCCUUUGAGAUCCUUGUGGACCCCUACAUGCAUGAGGUGACCCACUUUUGCCUUCCGCAGCUGCUGCCGCUUCUCAAGCAUUCCAUGUCUUACCUUCACGAGGUGUUUGAGUUCUAUGAAGAAAUCCUGACUUGCCGCUACCCCUACUCCUGCUUUAAGACCGUCUUUGUGGAUGAGUCGUAUGUGCAAGUGUCCUCCUAUGCUUCCAUGAGCAUCUUUAGCACCAACCUCCUCCACAGUGCUAUGAUUAUAGACCAGACCCCUUUGACACGCCAAUGCCUGGCCCAGGCCUUGGCUCAACAGUUUUUUGGUGUUUUCAUCUCAAGGAUGUCAUGGGCUGAUGAGUGGGUGUUGAAGGGCAUCUCCGGCUAUAUCUUUGGCUUGUACCUGAAGAAGACCUUUGGAGUAAAUGAGUAUCGCCACUGGAUCAAAGAGGAGCUGGACAAGAUCGUGGAAUAUGAACUGAAGAUGGGAGGUGUUCUUUUACACCCAACCUUCAGCGGAGGCAAAGAAAAGGACAAUCCGACUCCCCACCUCCACUUCUCCCUCAAGCACCCGCAUACCCUGUCAUGGGAGUACUACAAGAUGUUCCAGUGCAAAGCUCACCUGGUGAUGAGGCUCAUAGAGAACAGGAUCAGCAUGGAGUUCAUGUUACAGGUUUUCAACAAGCUUUUGAGUCUGGCAAGCACGGCAUCCUCACAGAGGUACCAGAGUCACAUGUGGAGCCAGAUGCUUCUUUCUACCCACGCUUUCUUGAAAUCCAUCUCCAAUGUCUCAGGCAAAGACAUUGCCCCCCUCAUUAAACAAUGGGUAGAUCAGAGUGCCGUGGUGAAAUUCUUUGGCAGCUUCGCAUUCAACAGAAAGAGGAAUGUUCUGGAGCUGGAGAUCCGGCAAGACUACACGUCAUCGGGUACUCAGAAAUAUGUGGGUCCCAUCAAGGUGACGGUACAGGAAUUGGAUGGUUCAUUCAAUCACACUUUGCAGAUCGAAGAGAACAGCCUCAAACAUGAUAUUCCAUGUCACUCCAAGAGCCGAAGAAACAAGAAAAAGAAGAUUCCUUUAAUGAAUGGAGAGGAGGUGGACAUGGAUUUAUCAGCCAUGGAUGCAGACUCUCCUCUUCUAUGGAUACGGAUAGAUCCAGACAUGUCAAUCCUGCGCAAAGUAGAACUGGAGCAAGCCGACUUCAUGUGGCAGUACCAGCUACGAUAUGAAAGGGAUGUGGUUGCACAGGAAGAGGCCAUAUCGGCCCUGGAAAGUUUCCCAACUCCUGCCUCUAGACUGGCUCUGACUGACAUCCUUGAACAAGAACAGUGUUUCUACAAAGUCCGCAUUCAAGCCUGCUUCUGCCUGGCCACGAUCGCCAAUGCUAUGGUGAGCACGUGGCAGGGACCACCAGCCAUGAAGUCCCUGUUCACCAGAAUGUUCUGCUGCAAGAGCUGCCCCAAUAUUGUAAAGACCAACAACUUCAUCAACUUCCAAAGCUAUUUCCUGCAAAAGACGAUGCCCGUUGCCAUGGCGUUACUCCGAGACGUCCAGAAUCUUUGCCCUAGAGAUGUCCUCAACUUCAUACUGGACCUCAUCAAGUACAAUGACAACAGGAAGAACAAAUUCUCAGAUAAUUACUACCGUGCGGAACUGAUUGAAGCGCUCACCAACUCCUUGACCCCCGCCAUCAGCAUCAACAAUGACAUGCGCACGGUGGACAACUUAAAUGCUGACGUACAUCUCAUUUUGGAGGAGAUUACAAGAUUCCUCAACAUGGAAAAACUCUUGCCAAGUUACAGGAACACCAUUACUAUCAGUUGUCUUAAAGCCAUUCGUCAGCUUCAAAAGAACGGUCACAUUCCGAGUGAAGCGUCACUCUUCAGGUCUUAUGCAGAGUACGGACACUUUGUUGACGUGCGUGUUGCUGCUCUGGAGGCUCUCGUGGACUACACAAGAGUUGAACGAAGCUCAGCGGAACUGCAGUGGCUGCUCGGUCUGGUCCAGAGCGACCCGGCUCAUUAUGUCAGACAUAAGAUCCUGGCCAUGCUUUGUAAGAACCCACCCUUCACUAAGACAACAGAAUCAAGUCUAUGUGAUGAAGCUCUGGUGGACCAACUCUGGAAGCUGAUGAACUCAGGCACUGCUCAUGACUGGCGACUGCGCUGCGAUGCCGUAAACCUGUACUACACCUUGUUUGGUCUGACUCGCCCCUCCUGCCUGCCCCUCCCUGAGCUGGGCCUGGUGCUGAACCUGAAGGAGAAGAAAGCUGUACUAAACCCCACCAUCAAGCCUGAAUUGAGCGUUGGUGCGGUCAUUGACACGGCUGCCAGUAUAGGAAUCCAUGGCGUUGGCAUCAGUUACCCACCUGAGGAUGAAGAACCGGAUCCUAUUUCACUGGGGGUGUGUGGGGUAGGUCAGCCACCUCAGGGCAUCAAGAGAAAAGCUGACACCCAGCUGGGCUCCCCUCCAGAACCAGGACCGGCGCUGCAGCAUCAGGAUGACGACAACAGAGUGGGGCGCUACAAAAUCAGGUUCAACAUGGAAGACGAAGUCAUCGACAUGGAGACAGUCCAUGACAGCCAGGCCUUCAUUCACCACCACCUCCAUCUUUUGGAGAGACCUUCCACACCAGGGAAAGAGCCAGCCUUAGUGGAACACUCCAUGCUCUCUGCGCCAGCCACGUCUCUACCACCCUUCCCCAAAGACCCUUCCUCGUCCUUGCCCCAGAAACACAGGAGCGAGCACAGCCACCACCACCACGAGCACAAGAAGAAGAAGAAGAAGAAGCACAAGCACAAACACAAACACAAGCACGACAGCAAGGAACGAGAGCGCGGGAACUCGCAUCCGUACAGCAAUAGUCCAGCCAGUGGCAAGUCCCUGCAGUCUCCAUCUCUGUCGGAAUAAACGCCGUUCCUCAGAUAAGCAAACACAUCCAUCCACAGUACAUAAUAUCAAUGCAAGUAUUGGAUCUCUGAUAAUCAUGUAAGUUCAUAUGAUCAUUUUAUUACAAUCAAGUUGAUCAUUGGAGUUGAAAAGUCUUGUUUACAAGCAUUGUGAGGUCAGACUUGAGUCCCUGAGCGCAGGUCUUUGGUCUUUCCCAUGUCAUAAGUUGAGACGAGGAGUACAGUCGUCCCUCGCUACAUCGCAACCUCACUUUCUUGUCAACAAUUAAUAAAUGAUUACAGUUUCACGGUUGAAUAUAAUCUAUUAGUAAAAAAAAAAAAAAGAUUUUUAAGCGAAUUUUACUUAUUUUUAGUCGAAAUGAAGCAUCUUCACAGCGUGAAGCGUUGAGUGGUUAGCGCUCAGGCCACGCAGCGAGGAGACUGUAGUUCGAUUCCACUCUCUGUGUGGAGUUUGCAUGUUCUCCCCGUGUAUAUUUUAAUUAAAUUGGAUAAUGUGAAGUAUCUGAUUAAUGAUGCUAGUGGGGAGCUAUAAAUAUAGUUAGACUGUUGUAUUCUCCUGUUACAAUAUGAUGAAUAUUUAUAUGAAAUAUGCCACGAUUCAGGGCUGCACGGCGGUCAAGUGGUUAGCGUGCAGACCUCACAGCUAGGAGACCAGGGUUCAAUUCCACCCUCGGCCAUCUCUGUGUGGAGUUUGUAUGUUUUGUCCGGGUACUCUGGAGAAAACUCCCGCAUUCCAAAAACAUGCUAGAUUUAUUAGCCACUCCAAAUUGUCCAUAGGUAUGAAUGUGAGUGUGAAUGGUUGUUUGUCUAUAUGUGCCCUGUGAUUGGCUGGCGACCAAUGGGUCGGGUAAUACCACGUAUUCAGCGGGAGACAAGGGGUUACAUUACUGGAUGAUACUGUUUUGCUAGCAAAUGAUAAAAAAAAGAAAAAAGAUAAUGUAUAUUUUUAUUAAAUUGGAAUAAUAUGAUUAAAUUUUGGGGAGUU
Messenger RNA from Doryrhamphus excisus (bluestripe pipefish), 4819 nucleotides. It is a transcript of the gene taf2, whose product is annotated as TAF2 RNA polymerase II, TATA box binding protein (TBP)-associated factor. Gene Ontology annotation, biological process: transcription initiation at RNA polymerase II promoter. The record is from RefSeq and is a predicted model, not a curated record. Gene Ontology annotation, molecular function: chromatin binding; RNA polymerase II general transcription initiation factor activity; transcription cis-regulatory region binding. Gene Ontology annotation, cellular component: transcription factor TFIID complex. NCBI's taxonomy places the organism in Eukaryota, Metazoa, Chordata, Actinopteri, Syngnathiformes, Syngnathidae.